This is a messenger RNA of Culex pipiens pallens (northern house mosquito), 16712 nucleotides long. RefSeq lists its product as uncharacterized. Gene Ontology annotation, molecular function: aspartic-type endopeptidase activity. Bases 14244 to 16703 code for a protein of 819 amino acids. The record is from RefSeq and is a predicted model, not a curated record. Gene Ontology annotation, biological process: proteolysis. NCBI's taxonomy places the organism in Eukaryota, Metazoa, Arthropoda, Insecta, Diptera, Culicidae. The transcript has 2 exons.
UCGCGCAAUUUAAGUUACACUCAAAAAACCUUUUACCACAAAGUUGCAUGAAAAUUCCGGUGGCAGCCAAUUUUUGGACCAAAUCAACGUUUGGAACAUGAGUCAUGCAACUUUCGCAUUGCAUUGCAUGUCAACUCCCCACUCUAACGUUAGGGGGGCUGCGGGCGAUAAUCUGGCAUCGCCAGUGCCAGUUCAGACACUUUAGUUCAGACACAAUCCUCAGAAUUUUCGAUUUUUUUGUGGCACACGCACACCUCUAUACUUCCUUCAUGGCCCACUCACACUCUCAUUUUUCCAUAACGCGCAAACGUCAAACAUUUUCCUUGCUAAUCGGAACCUGUCGGAACGUGUUUACAAGGUUGUUGUUUUUUUUUUUAAAUGAAAAAGUGCGUUGCUUUUAAACAAAAUUCAUGGUGAGUUAUGAAUUUUAUUUAGAAUUCAAGACAAAAUCAUUUAUUUUGAUUUAUUUUCCCGACAACAGGUUUGCUCGUUUGCCCCAGAAGAUGGAAUAUUCACUAGGGACGGCUUGGCAGACUCGCAGCCGCCGCUGCUAGAUAACACGUCUCUAGAACCGAUCAAAACGGCCACAUUUGGCAAACCAAGGAAGUUCUGCCACCAGCUGGCUUACCGGAACAGGAAUCGAAGAAUCGGAAGCAAAGGAAAUUCCCAAAUAGUUGGCCCUGGAGCCAGAACGCGGUCGGAGCGGAGUCGUCGAAACUACUCUCCAAAGCACAUCGCCGUUGUACCUUAUCCAAUGAGCAGCACAAACGGCACUGGCUUAAGUGGAAGGAUUGAUUGCGACGUCGGACGGUAUAUCGAAAGCCACCGAUUCCACCGGCCGCGAUUGUUCGACGACACCGCCUAGCUACGGAAACCGAGAGGUUCAAGGCAUCCGUUCUACCGAGGACCUACUACGGGUUAAGGUAGACAGUUUGUAACAGUUCUUUUGGGGGGGGAUGCGAUUAGCGACUGGUGAGGUGAGAGAUACGGAAAUAAAAUUUGAUUUUUUGACCCACCACCACAACUGUUUCCGCCAACCAACGAUCCGGAAAAGACCACCCUUUUGAAACUGGCUGGGAGCCACACUGCGAAAGGGCGUGUUGCUUUGAGAACCCGGCUUAGCUUCUCAGGGCAGGUCAAGUAGGAACCACUUAUUAAAAGCGCAUCAACGGAAACGGAACUAGGAAUAGAAAAGGGACUCAAAUACCAAGUGUUCUUUGAAGGUGCGUUUCGCAAAAGAGUCACACGGAGAAAUAAACUUCGCAUCCACUCGUUUAUUCUCUGGGGGCAGGUUUUACAAUUUUGGGGAACGUGCACGUGUGGGGGGAUAGAGAGCUCUCUUAAAUCUAAUCUGACCUGCUACAGCCUAAGGCUGUUUUAUGUUGCUGCACACUCAGUCGCCGGCGCGGUCCACUGGCUCGAGGAUUUGGCGCGUCCUCUACGGACUCGCACGCCUGUCCGAUUCUCGAUCGGAAGCUGGCCAGCUGGGCUGGCGUGAACGACUGGGUCCUCUGGCUCACGUGCGUUGGCGGGCACGCUACGGACACGUUGCUCUAUUGCUGCUGCUGCUGCUGCUGGGCGGGCUCUCGGGCCGCCUGGUACGAACGCUGCACGGGUGCUGCUCUGUCGCUGCUGCUCUGUCGCUGCUGCUUCUGGGCGGGCUCUGGGGUCGCCUGGCACGGGCGCUGCGCGUAUAGGGGUUUCCUACACGGGUGAUACAACUCGCCACGGAGUGGCGACUUCGCGGGGACACGUGGUACUCGAGAUAGCACUUCCAGGCGUCGGUGAAGUCCACUGGCUCGGGGAUUUUGGCUCGUCCCCUACGGAGCACUCACCUGCCGAUCGAUGUCGGGUUAUUGACCAGCGCCGCUGGCUUGAAACGGCUGGAUCCAAUGGCUCACGUGCUUUGGCGGGCACGCUACAGACUCGUGCUUCGAGCUAGAGUUGGAAACCACGUGUCACGGGUCGAACGCCGGAUGGGUCGGAUGCUGACGAACGUCGAUGGUGGUCCUGUGGCUCAAGGUCGUAAACGAGGACCUCUACGGACGACACCACGUGGCCGUGGGAACGGCUCAGCGGACCAGCGAGGCUGGUUCUCGUCGACGAUCGCGUCCUGUGGCUCGGAGGGGUUGGUAUGGCCUCCUACGGACUCUCGGCGGACCCUGGCGGAUAGGCACGGUUCGUUCGCUGUGCUAGCUGGCUUGGGCUGCUCCGGUGUGAAGCACGCGAUGGCGUGGUGCUUGCUUCACGGUGCGGCACCGCGUUGUGGAACGGUCGCGGGUGCCAACGGGAAGAAAGACCUAACAAAAGAACCUUCGCAUGUGAAGGUUCUACAGGCGAAAACGAGAAACCUUAGAACACUGGGCCUAAACUAGCGAAUUUAAUUACCUUUUGGUCUAUUUUAACACUGCACGCCCGCGGAGGGUGGAAAUGCACUCGGCGUAGAAAAUUGGCCUAAUAUACAAAAUGUGAUAAAGCGAUCUAAAUUAGUUAUUCUAUUUGACGACCAAGGAGUAGACUCCAACUCACUUCCAAACGCAAAUCUCUUGGCACACGCGGGUACAAUUUGUACGGCAAAUUCGCUUGGGUCACUUUGCAACACUUUCUAAACUUUAGCAACUCUACGACUUCCCUAUUGCUUGCGAUCUUCGCUAGCGCACGAUCUCGGAGCAAAUGGCAGAGAGACCUUGACUACGCUAGCUCGAAACCUUGACCGCGAAAAGUGGCUCAUGCGUGGCCGGCACUGAUUGGCCAAGGCCAAGGUCCUCUCGCAUAGGGCCCUUGUUGCUAGGCGUUAAGGCAAAUUUGAGAGAGUUUCGAAAGGUUGAUCGAUCCCGCGAUCAUCGUCUACGGGAGUUGCAGAGUAGGUCUAUUUUUUAAAUUUUUAGUUCCCGUGCUCGCCACCUCACACAGUUGGCGCUCGCUCAUUUAGGGGAAAUUGAUGAUCGCCCAUGAUCGUUCUUAAUAUGGUUACAAGUUGUCUUUGUAAGCUUCCUCCUCCGCAUCCUCUAACAAGCGGCACUCCGCUGGCAUCCCCAAGACCAAAACGGCCACCGUGGCCUUGGCCAAACAAAGGAAUCGAUUUCGAGGUGCCGCACAUCAACUUUAGAACAAUACCAUGGGUGGCAUCGCAGCAGUUUCCGCAGCCUUCUUCACGAAGGGCACGCACAACCCCGGCAACGAUCACCACCAAUUCUACCGCCUCCAGGACACGGUCAUCGAGAAGGAUCCGGAGUGGAUGGUCGCCGUGAGGGGAUUAGAAGCAGAGGUUUAGCAGGCGGGACGGGGUCAACGUGAAAAACGCGAAAUUUUAUGAAGUUUGACCCGAUUUUGGAGACCAAGAGCGGCACCGGCGACAGUGGCCCCCAAUCCGGAUCGCGCUUCAGCAAGUUGUUCCGCCGUGGUGCGAAUGUGUACAUCCAGCAGAUAGUGCGAACUUUCGCCAGGUGGUUUCGCAACAUUCGCUUCCCCCAGCAGCAGAACCAGCGUCCAGCACCCAGAGCAUCCUGCAGAACGUGCUGUGGCGCUAAAAGCUGCAAGAUCAGCGCAAGAUGUUGUUCGAGCCGGCAGUUGAAUCGGCCGUAGCCAACCCGGAAGUUCAGCAGUUUGUCCAACACGUCUGCCCUACCAUCCAACGCAGCCGGUGGCCGGUGCUGAGCCAGACGGCCGCCGGAGCGAACCAGUUAUCCGCCAACUCAAUGUUCCGCGGCCGUGCUGUCCAACUCGCUGCAUCUCUCGCUGCCACAGGGGGCGUCACGCCGUGGCUUGAAUCACUUCGGCAAGGCUUCCGUCACCAUGGACCUCAACCAGGGUUGCGAAUGAGCGAGCGCUCACGGAAAGCGUGCUCGCUCCAGCUGGAGCGUGAGUUUUUAUCAGGUAGCUCGUGCUCGCUCACGCUCACCGGAGCGUUUUGCGCUCACGUGAGCUGGUGAGCCAAAGUAGGUAGUUGUUUUUCCCUGUUGAAGCAUCUGCCUGUUUGAAACGAAGUUUCUAGAACUAUCUCAGCACAGGCAGCAAAAACAAACAAGAAAGUGGUCAACACACACACAAACACAAACAAAAGUAAGCAAUAAAAUGGAUGUAGUCGGCGAACCCAAAUAUACGUUCUAUUUAAAUUCAGAAUUAGCCAAGGGGCAGAAUGAUUUACUCUUGAGUGUGCUAACAAAGAGCUAACUCAUUCUUAAUGUGAAAAAUCAUUGACGUGAAGAGAUGCACUGAUAUGUAUAAAAAAUUGAAUUAAUUGACAAAUGUUUAUUUUAAGUUGUUAGAAUCCGGAGUUUUGACUCAAGGUGGUUUUAAAAACACCAAAAAAAUAAAAUUUGUUUUAUUGAACCUUUAUAAAACACAGCAGUGAGCUUUAUAAAAGUUAUAAUCAUCCCUCAUAUUCGGAUCAUUUUAGAGAAUGUUCAUAUUCAAAAAAUCAUUAAUUGAAUCUGUAAUUGAAUAUUUUCAGAGGCUUGGUAGCGGAAGUGUUAGAUAUAAUUUACUUGACGGAAGAGGAACCACCGAGGGAACCACCCUUUAUGUGCUAAAACGUAACAAUGACAAUUUAUAUUAUUUCAUUCAAAUGGGUUAUUUCAAACACUAGCAAUUUGGAGGCUUUUUGUAAAAAGAUAAAUGUUUCAACAAUUUUACCCUAUUUUCUAGAAUGAGAAAGAUUAACUUAAUAAAAAUGAUCAUCCGUUUCCAAGCACUGAACGAUUUAUUAAAUGGAAUGACUUUUGUUUAAUGGUUGCUCAUUCUGAUCCGCACGCUGGAAUGGUAGCCAACAAACUGUUUAGGUACAUAAAACAGUUUAAUUUUAUAUUUUAAUCAACCAAUCAUAUAUACCUCAGCAUAAAUCUUCUUGAAUUAUUUCAUUGUUUUUUAAGUUUUUCUAAGGAUUACAGUCCUUUUUGUUCACGCGCUCAUACCCUUCCUUUGUUUCCACUGACAUGCUGCGCCUCAAGUACAAACCUAACUAAGAUUGAAAAACAAUAAAACUGUCUCAAAAAGUAAAACGAUUCGCGAUACUUCCAAAGUGAGCGCUCCAUGAGCGAAAAAUGAGCGCGAGCGCGAGCGUGGGGCAAACGCGAGCUGAAAAAAUCGGAGCAAACGUGAGCGCGGGCAAACGUGAGCUAGCUCGCGCAGCGCUCCUCCUCACGAAUGAGCGAAAAGUGAGCGCUCACGAGCGCGUGAGCGCGUGAGGAACGCAACACUGACCUCAACUGACCAGCGUUGAUUUGCUAAAGUGCUUUUUUUGCUUCAUUUUCCGAGAGUGUAAUCACUUCUCACACUCUUUUUGUUCGAUUGCCGAAGGCGCUUCACUUUUCAAUGUUCUCAUUAACUUAUUUUCCCCAAAAACAUUCAUUUUUGAUCGAUUUUACAUUUUACUAAGUUUCGUUCCUACAGUACCGUCAGUGAGGGUGACUUUGGGUCAAAAAACGAUACACCUCUCGUAAUUUCUUAAUAGCAAAAACAAUUUGAAUAGCAUCGAACAUCUUUUAUCGUAGAAUUGUUCUUAGAUGGUUUACUAACAUUUUCCCAAAAUAUGGUGUAAUUUGAUGGACUCUACCUUAAAUGGCAAUCGUUUGAAAAUUGACCCAAUCCCUCCCCUUUGAGGGGGUGACAUUGGGUCAAAUGAAACUAAAAUGAUGCUCAAAUAAAAAGAUAUAGUAAAAACAAGUCAUCCAACAGUGUUUCUUGUUCGAGGGAAUCGUAUUGACAUGCUAAAAUAUUGGAAGUAGAGAUUUUCAAACAUUUGAGUACUUUUUGAUCAAUUCCAACAAAAAAAUUAAAAAGUUGAUUUUUCGAGAGGUUAUUUUUGACCAAAAACGUACCUCAAUUUUAGACAGCUGCUAAAAUGACAGGAUUUGUUCUACGAACGAGAUUUUUUCAGAAAAGUCAGCUUAAGAUGUCCCUUGCACAACCCUUUUAACAGAAUACCUGAGAAAUGGUAAAAUCCGUAAAAAAUACUUUGACCCAAUCUUACCCCCAGACCCAAUGUCACCCCCACUGACGGUAGGUAUUUCUUUUAACGGUACGCAUCAACCAUUGCUUUUGCACCCAGAUAUUUGUUACAGAUAUUUUAGUAUCUUCAAUACUACGGGAGCUAUCAAAAUAUUUUUUUAUUCAUCCCCUAAAUUACUGUCUUCGUAGUCAUUUACAACAAAGUUUGACUAUUUGUACAAUCAGGUUCUGGCAGGAUUGGGUCCGUAAGUUUGACAAUUUAGGAAUAAGAAGACAACGACUUCCUUGGUUGCUGUGCACCCUUAAGGCCAAAAGUUUCCGUUGUUACUUAUUAAAAAAACGCAAAAAAACCCAAUUACAAAAAAAUACAAAAUAAAAUACAUAAAUUCAAAGAUACAGAACAUAAACAAACUUAAUAUAAAAUACAAAAAAACAACUAAAAAAAUAUAUAAGAAACAAGCUUUACCCGACAAACUUCGUUCUGCCUUUUUCGUUUGUUGACGUUUUAUCUUUUUUGCUUAUUCAGCCUCCUGUGAUCAAAAUUUGAUUUUACGUAACUUUUCCCAAACAAUCUGCAGAUUUUCCGGAAUCGGUUCCAGAUUGACCAAAGUGUCAAUUAGUCAGCGUAUAAACCUUCCUUGGGCUUAUACGAACCCAACGCAACAAAAGCACCUCGAUCCGACGCUCCGUAUUGAACUGAUUCGCGUUCGAACAAAACCGUCGAAAUUUUUUAUAUAUAUAGAUAGAUAAAACUAUAAUAUAUACUGAAAUACUAAAACACAAAACUACGGAAUACAAAAAUUAAAUAAAACACUAAAAUAUAAAUAAUUUGAUACAAAAAAUUUAAACUACAAAGAAUACACAAACGAAAAUACAAAAAUACAAAAAUAUAAACCUGAUUUAAUCCCACCUGGGGUGAAAUAGAGCCUUUCUUACAAAAGGAAGAUAACUGCAGUUGAUUUUCUUUUUCAAAGAAAUAGCAAAAUAAAGAAUGGUUCAUUCAUUAAUCAAUUCAAAACUCAACCUGAUUUUUUCAUAUAACUGAAAAGCCCCAUUUGUUUGCCACGGCUGGGUGUAAGCUGUGCUCACACACAAGCAUUUUCAAUUUUUUAAAUCAGAACAUAUUAUUUUUGAGGAAGAGAAUUAGCUCACAAUUUGCGAUGUUCGUAAUGUUUUCAGCCUAUCAAAAUAUUAAGAAUUAACGAGAAAACAAAAUAAUUCCGUCUUGCUCCAGAGCGUUAAAGUGGUUACAAAAUGACUGGCAGAAAGUGUUUCUACACCCGAGAAUUGGCCGUGUUGUAAACGAUGUACCGUAAUCUGGGGUGAAUCGGGACUACAGUCUGAAUAGGGACAGCAGUUUUUAGAGCACUUAAAGCUUUUAAAUUUGGAAAUGGAUGUACACAUUUUAUUGGCCUGAGUCUGUUCUAACCGAAACCAACCAGAGAAAUCAAAAUAUUGUGCUCCAACAUGGUUAAAACUGCUGUCCCAAUUCGCCCCAUGUGUCCCGAUUGACCCCAGUUUACGGUAACGGUAAAGCCGCUUAAAAGUUCUUGAAAGCUUUGAAACGCCCACUGGAAUUCACUAAACUGAUAUUUAGGCGUUAGGCAAAAUUGUGAGCUUUUAAAACAAGCCAGAAAAUUAUGUCAUUCAUUCAUUCAUUCAUUCAUUUUUUAUUUUGGUGGGCAAAAAGCCCCCUUGAGCUGUGUCAGACACAUUCUCAAGAAGGCAUAAAAACCACCUCAUCUUAACGCAUCAACAAGUCGAGCCAAACAUUUCAUUAGGGCACAAAACCAAAAAACGGGAUUCGAGAAAAUCGCUGGCAAAAAGUGGACAACUUGUUUCAAUUCCUAUUUAAAAAGAAAGCUUGACUGGUGGUAUUUUUACUGAUGAUACGAUAAAACACAUCAUUAUCCUCAACUCUGCAUUAAUGCUUCUAAAUUUAUGUUGAUUUUUGCAAUAAAAAUCAUAAUUUAAAAAAAAUCUCGUUAUUAGGCCCUUUUAGCUUUCCAACUGCUGUUCAUAAUGGGCCCUUUCUAAAUGCAAUUUCGAAGAGAAUUAAAAGGGCACUAAAGCGCUGUCACCGGAUUGUUGUUUUGAAUGAUGUUUACGGGCCCUUUUGUUUAGUAAGAAAUAAUGAGGAAUUCAGUAGAAAUUUUGAUUAUUGGUGAAGUUUUGUGAUCGAAUGGUGUAGAUAAGGUAUGUGAAACAUAAAAAUUCUUCAAAAGUGUACUGAACAGCAGCCGCGGGCCGUAUUAAAUAUUGUAUUUCGACGAAGUUUUUUUCUGCAGAAAUCCUUGGUGAAACGUAAACCAAACUUUGUUUUGAAGUGAAUUAGUGUUAAGAAUGUAUGAAAAGUUCACUUAAUAACAUAGAAAGUUCCUUAACCACGAAAAACUAACAAAAAAGAAAAGGGCACAAUUGAACUUUUUUUCUGGUUUGGAGUGAACAUUGUUAUGUGCCCUUUUGUUUUUUUGAUUUUUUCAAUAGGAAAUUGUUUGCUAUCAAUCUGAUUCUUGGAGGGCAUGUAGGGAGUGUAAUAAUGAAUGGAAUAGUGGAAUAAUCCUAAAUGUUUACGUUUUGGUUUUGUGCCCUAAUGAAAUGUUUGGCUCGAAGUUUACAAACUCCAAUGAUACAAGAUUUCUUAAACUAAUACAUAGAACACAAAUAAAACUUUCCCUAAUCCUAACCUAAACUAAGAUCACAGUUGGAUAUCACAAGUAGAAAGCUUCUGGUAGCGAUGGGUCAAGUUUUAAAAUGGUUUAGGAAAAGUUUCCGGAGUACGUUGCGAGACAAAUGGAUGUCAAAGUGCUCGUAGCAAUCGUUAAAGACUCUACACAUGCUCGACACGGCCGCGUUGCGACCGUAGUUGGUCGAUGCGCGUGGAAUUCUAAUGAAUUGGUGAGAUCUGAUCGUACGGCGUUGAAUGUAGAAGUUGACUUGCUCAAGAAUCUCAGGACAGUCAAUUGAAGACUUCAACAAAUCAGACACGAAGAUUGCUUUAGCUACGUCACGACGAACAGAUAGAAGGUCAAGACCAAGGGAAUUGCAGCGAUCUGCGUAGCUAGGUGGAUUUAGUGGGUCCACUAGGGGGAUGUGGCGAAGCGCAUACCUAGUGAACUUCCGUUGAACCUUUUCAAUUCGCUCGAUACCGUUUUGGUAGAACGGAGCCCAGACCACCGAACAAUAUUCUAGUGUCGAGCGAACCAGUGAGCAAUAAAGUGCCUUCAAACACGAAACUUGACGAAAAUGUUUAGCCACACGAAAUCAACCAUAAGUUCUCACCAACACUUGAAGCACCUUGAUUUUGACAGUGCAAGCGGAUUGUUGUUGUUUUCAUUUAUCAGCUGAUUGAAAUAUUUAUUAUUAAGCACAAUUGAAUAAUAAAACAAUUUUAUAAUCAUAGACCGUUCGAGGGGCGGGUUGGGAGAUGUUUCGUCUAGGCUAGAUUUUCUGCCGCGAUAUUUGUGGACCUGAUUUGGACCUCAACCUUGACCUCAACACAUUAUCGUGCUCGUUUGCCUUAGAUGUCAGGGAACGUUGACUGGCUUCAACAUCCGUCUCCAAAUUGACCGUGUCUGGUGUAACAUCUUCGGUAGGGACUCUUGACACAUUAGCUGGCCACUUUUGUUUGGCUAUAGCUAGCCGCCGUGCCCGACCAGGCUCGAUUGACGGAAUUUCCACCGUCAGACAGGCACUUGCGUUGGCAUGAAAACACUUCAGAAAAUGUCACCCUCCUUCUCCUUCUACUACUGUUGCGCUCAUGAGGCUGUUCCUUUGGCACAUUAUAGCCGUUCGAGGUACGGUUGGCAGAAAUUCCGUCAUGCCGUUCUGGACAGAACCAGCUACAACGGAAUCCAUCUUCCGGUAAUCGCAUGUACUCCGGAGAUGGCAAAGUUACAGCUUCCAGUUGGCGAGUUUGAACGAUAUGUGAGUAUUUCCUGUUAGAUACUUGGAACAGAGUUCAAAGUUGGCCACAUCCCGUUCUCGACGUGAAGAGCCUGGGUGGAAAUCGGAUGGGAACCUGGCUUGUGAGACAAGCCGCUUGCAAGCGGCAACGGUCGACCGACGACGGUCAACGGUAAACAAAAACAACAAGAAAAAUGUGACUUUUCUUUACGUCAGUUAUGACAUUUCUAUUAAAGGUGUAUAUAUUCAGGGUGGGAAAGUAUCACAGACAACAGACGUUUUGUCUCAAUUCUUCCCUUGUGUAAAUCAUUGCUACAGUUUUUUUAGUUGUGGCAAUCCGUUUGUGGCGCUGCAGUCGCUUUGCCCUGACACAUUGCCGCUGUCAAAAAAUUCGCUUUCCGCCUACUGUCAUUUUCUUUCCGCCAUAAUAUUUGUUGGUUUUCAACGUUUGUAAUCGUUUGUUCUGGAUGAAAAAUUGAUUUCAGCCGAUUUCAGCAAAUUCUCUCGCGCUUGCAGCUGCUUGACAAAUGUGAGGCAACCAAAGUGGACAACCUGGUUCCCCAAGUAACCGCGAGGCACUAAAUAGCGGCAUUAAAUCAGCAUUAUAUUGGCAUUUAAUACCAGCAAAUAAUGCUUCAAAACAUUAAAUCAGCACUUUUCCCUUGAGAAAUAUUUCAAGUGGCGCACAGUGAUGCCGAUUUAAUGCCUUCACCGAAAGCUCGAACAAAAAAAACUGCUUUAUCGACGUCAAGGCUGGGGGAAAAAAAGGACAGCUAGCUGCUCCACACACUUGGUGGUGGGCCUCCUUUGUUUUUUUUUCUCCUGUUGCGUUUCAUGUGUGAGUGUGACACUUUGAUGUUAUUCUUGCAUUUUUCUCGUCGAUCUCCAGGAUGCGCGCCAGCCAACUGAUGUAUUCUGAAAUGAGUGUUUGUUUUGAAAGUUUUAAUCGAUGUGGUUGAUGCAUCGAACAUUAAGGAAGACUUUUUUUCUGCUGUUUCGAGUUUCUGGUUCAUGAGAAAAACUCGUUGUCAUUUUGUUGGACGAAAAUUAUUGACGAGUCACUUAGCAAAUUGCGGCCAUCCAGUCAAGUACAGUACAAUCAAUUACGGAAGGCUUUGGGUUAAUAGGGACAAGUAAUGGCUAACGGCUAACCUAAACUGUUUUUCCGAGGAGUGCUUGGUCCACAGUUUUCCACAAAAAAAUAAACAAAAAAAACAUUUCAGUCAGCGGGAAUUGAACCCAGUUCACGCAAAAAUAAAACUGUUGCACUCUGGGGGAAAUGCGCCUUAGCCCGCACGCUUAUUAGAACGGCAUGACGGGAGAAGGAUUAAAGUCAAUAAGAGCGUGCCUGGCUGAAAUGUUUCCCGUAUCGAUAAGUUACUUUGUUGAUAAACAUCAAAUGCUUUGAAGCACAUUUUCAAGGUCGUAAAUGGUGAUUUAAUGCCAGUUGUAAUGCUGCAAAGUUUUGGUACUUUGAGGCAUUCGCAAAGCUUAUUUACUACUUCAAAGCAUUCGAGUGCUGAUUUAGUACUGAAUAAAUACUUCAAUUUAGUGCUUGUGGUUACUUGGGUCCUGAACCGGGGGGUUGGAGGAUCGCUUGAAGUGGAUAGCCGGUGGGGGAAACUGACGCGCCGGGGGGAACAUUCGAGAUUUAGGCCUUUGGUAUGGCGACGAGGGUUCGCCGGAAGUGGCGGCAUUUGAAGGUGGUGUGGGUUUCGAGGGCGUUGAAGAGGUUGGUGACUUCGAUGUGAGGGUUGAAGUGAUCGUGGUAGCUGGUUUGUCGGUUCCGGAGAUAAUCUUCGGAAUGCGGUCGUUCGGGGCCUAAACGUUUACGGGGUUGGCCAUGAUAGUAGCUCUUGCUGACGGCGCCGAUGACUUCCAGACUUUAUCGUGUCAUACUUUGCUGUUUCUCAUUUUUCGACAGAUCCGGAUUGUUUCGUUUCUGGUUCCGGAUCUUUUCUCUUCCAAGAAACGCUUGACCAUCCUCCCGAUUUCCACCGGGUCUCCUCAUCAUUUUCGCUCUCCUCUGUUGGUUUUGUUUAUAAACACAACCAGCAAGAAUUUGACAGCCUCAAGCGCGGCCCUGGUUGCUGUGUUUUAAAAAGCAUCAGGCUAGAAUAUUUUUUUAAAUAUCGAUAAUGUAAUGGAAAAAAUACUUCUAUGUGCUCGUGAAUCGCGUUAAUUAAAAACUAAAGUAGAUUUACUAAACGUAAUCUUCACUUUUUUUUUUCAAUUUUUUUCGAAAAAUUUAAAAAAUAUUUUUUUAUAUUUCUGGUUGAUGCAUUUUCAAACACACCUUCUCAGAAAACCAUCAUGGCUGCUUUAGAGAGUGGCAAUAGGCUAACAGAUGGCGCUACACACAAAAAAAAUAUUACGGCAAUGACAAAAGUAACGUACUUUCGAAUUAAAAAGUUGUUAAAAUUUGCUACAUUAAAAGUUUUUUUCUUGUUUUGAAAAUGAAAACUUUGACUGCUACAGUUUUUGAAAAUCUCAUUGCUCACUGAUUUAAAAGUUUUUCUUUUUAAUUCGACUGUAAAAUUUAUUUCAUUUUGACGUUCUCGUGUAAAGCGGUAAACGCACUUCGGAAGGAACCGGUCAAGAAAAAAAUCAAAUGGGCAGAAGCGGCAGCUAAAGCAAGCCAGAGAGGGUGAAGAAAAGCCCCAAGAAAUCGCUCCCUCUCCUUUGUUCUGCUGUUCGUAAAGCUGUUUCUUGACCCCUUUACUUCCGAUCAGCGUACUAGCCUUAACCGUGUACGCCUAAGUCGCAAAUGUAAACAAACACUUUGGUGGGUCCGGUGGUGCUGGUGAGUCUAGGACGCAAAGUAAAGCCGACCGCGGCAGCAGCCAGGACUCGGACGCGGAAACCUUCGUGAGCCAAACAGCGGAACGCAUUCGAAGGAGGGUGGUGCGUGUGCGGGACGAGGUGAAGUGUUCAAAAAGGACAAGGCGAGCUUCCUGCAGGAACUGCAGCUGUUCCACGACCGGAAUGGGUAAGAAGAAAGCUUGGGUGUUUUGUGGGGCUUGUGAUUGAUUUUGUAUGUUUUUUUAGGACGGGAGGUAGGAAUGUGGAUUCGCACCGGUUGUAUUCGGUGGUGGUGGCCCGGGAUUGGUGAUUGAAGGUCAAUUCCCGCGAGGACUGUGACGAGAUCAUCGAGGAGAUGGCGCUGCCGAAGAGUUGCGUGAACAACGAGAUUGCGUUGAAGAAGAUAAACAUCCGGUUUUGGACAAGUACGAGACAGGUGAUUUUCACGGUGAGGAGAAGGAGCCGACGAAGAGGAGGACGACGAGAAGCGGGAUAAUCGGAGGUAGCCAGAGCGGAUGUUGCACUCGGUGCCGGCGGUUUACAACACCUGUGAGUAAUGAGAAUGUGUACAGUGGCUUGCCAACUUCACUUACUUCCAUCUCUUUUAGCAAAUAACCGCCCACAAAUGCUCAUCUCGCAACGGCGCAGCUCCAGCCGAAUGAACCCUGGAAAGCGUGCCGAAAAAAUCUGUGUCUUUCUCGAAGGAGGAUGAAGUGCUUGAAAUCGAAUUCCGUUCCGAGGGCCUCAUCAACCCAAUGUUCCGGAUGCGCUUCCAGAAUCGGGAACUCCCCGUUCAGGCACUUCACUUACCAGCCAGGAAACAUCGAUCACCCUUGCCGAAUCUACAGCCAAUUUCUCCAAACCUGUCCUGAUGAAGGCCGGCAACGUGACCAUCCUGUUCUCUACUUUGCUGUCGCGCGUCGAAACGUCCGUCUGGAACCGUCCAGCUUGGGGUCUUCGGAAGUGACCGGUGGCGUACCCUAAGAAUCGGUACAGCUUGGACUCGGAUCUUGGCCAGAAGCGUUAAAUACAAUAACAAAAUGUCUUAUUUAACAUACUGUUUAAAACUUUUAAGAAUAAAUAUAAACCAAGCCUAGAAUCAAGCACAUUUUUCUGAAAUUAACACUGUAAUAUUAAAUGUUGUUUAUUCUUGCUAUUAAAGGUUUCUUUUCUUGUUGCGUUACGUAGUUUGUGAACGACUAGAGUUAAGUCUUUUGUUGACGUUCCCUCCGAACGUCAUUCAUUGAAGCGCGCGUUCUCGCUCUUUCUCGACGAUUCAUUCAUUCCGUUUCCGAGUGCGCAGCAAUAAAGACGUUGUUGAAUAAACGCUGUUUUGUGAAGUUAAGCAGAAGUAUUUUAUUUGACACAGAAAUAAAACAUGGUGUCAGAAGCACUCGUGGUGUUCCGGCGUCAUUGAAAAUCGCGGAAGUGUAGUGAGAAAAACUCAUCCCAAGCGACGAAAAGAUCAUUUGCAACAGUAAUUUUGGACAGUUUUGCAGUGAAACGUGUUUUAUCCUGUUGGCAGCCAUAUUUUUUUCGCUCUCGCGUUGGGUUGAGUGUUUUCCGGAAGUGAAAAGUGCAGAAAAAUGGAUGCAGAUCAGUUCGCCCAGUUUAUGGGCAAGUUCCAAGAGAUGAUCGGUUCUCUGAAGGAUCAGCAGGCGAGCGCGCCGGCAGCAGCAGCGGCACGUGGGCCUGCGGCGAAUUCGCCGGCAGGAAAUUCGGCGGCGGCGUCCAUUCCUCUUCCGCCCCCGCUGGAGUUGGAGGGCGAUAUGGAGGAGAAUUACAACUUCUUCGAAGGAAACUGGAAGACCUAUGCUAGUGCGAUUGGCAUGGACGGUUGGCCCGAUGCGCAGAACAAGCAAAAAGCCAGCAUUUUGCUUUCGGUGGUGGGAAAAGACGCUCUGAAAAAAUAUUUUAACUUUGAGCUGACCGCGGCCGAGCGAGACGAUCCAGCAUUAGUGUUGACGGCAAUCAAAGCAAAAGUGGUUCGUGAACGGAACAAGUUUGUGGACUGGUUCGAUUUUUUCUCGCUCAGUCAAGAACCAACGGAGAGCAUUGACAACUACCUGUGUCGACUCAAAUCGCUCGCAAAAGUGUGCAAGUUCAAUGCGUUGGAGGAUGAAAUGGUGAAGUACAAGUUGGCCACCUCGAUCCGUUGGAUGAAGCUCAGGUCGAAGUUGAUCACCACCAAGAACUUGACGGAAGCAAAUGCUAUGGACUUGUGUCGGGCCGAAGAGAUCGCUGAGCGGCAUCCGGUUACUGCGGGUCAGCCGAGCGCGGAAGUGAAUGUAGUGAAGAAGAGCAAAAUGAAGUGCAAGUUCUGCGGUGCCAAGCAUGACUUCACCAAGGGUGCGUGCCCGGCGCUUGGCAAGAAGUGCAACCGGUGCGGUGGAAAGAACCACUUUGAGAAAGUGUGCAAGGCUGACCGAAGAAAGAAGCUGAAGAAGAAGAAGUUCCGAGUGAAGAAAGUGCAAGAAGAAACCAGCUCGGAGAGUGAAUCGACGGAAGACAGUGGUGAUGAAGAAGAGGAGUCUACUGAGAGUGAAAGUGUGUCCAUCGGAAAAAUCGUCGACAAGUCCGGCAGCGGCGGAAAUGUCUCGGCGGAACUGGAGCUGCUCCUGGACCAAAAGUGGCGGCUGGUACAGUGUGAGCUAGACACCGGCGCCAAUACCAGCCUUGUGGGACGAAAUUGGUUGAAAGAGAUGACCGGAAGUAGCAACGUCAACCUACAACCGUCAUCGUACCGGCUGCAAGGAUUCGGCGGAAGCAGCAUUCCGGUGGUAGGCCAGGUGAAAAUUCCAUGUCGCAGAAAAGGCCGUAAGUACAACCUUGUUUUACAAGUCGUUGAUGUCCCACACGGCCCGCUCCUCUCGGCAAACGUGUGCCGUCUCCUGGGUUUCGUUAAAUUCUGCAACACGGUCAACUUUGUUGCGCCUAAAACCGACCAAGAACUCCUGAACAUCUACCGUGUGAAAGCCCAGGACAUUGUCCAUCAGCAUGAGGGCGUCUUCCAAGGUAUUGGUAAGUUUGCUGGUGCUGUGUCGUUGGAAGUCCGCCCAGAUGUACCACCGUGCAUCCAACCUCCGCGACGGAUUCCGAUAGCGAUGAGAGGUAAGCUGAAGGACGAGUUGAAAAACUUGGAGCGGGAAGGCCUGAUCGUGAAGGAGACUCAGCACACCGACUGGGUCAGCAACAUCGUGCUGGUGAAGAGGAAGGAGCAGAAAUCCGAAUCCAUUAGCAUCUGCCUCGACCCGAUUCCGUUGAACAAAGCGCUGAAACGACCCCAUCUUCAAUUUACCACAAUUGAUGAAAUCCUGCCAGAGCUGGGGAAGGCGAAAGUUUUUUCAACGGCAGAUGCUCGGAAAGGGUACUGGCACGUGGUAUUGGACGACGAAAGCAGCCGGUUGACGACAUUCUGGACACCGUUUGGUCGCUACCGGUGGAUCCGCUUACCCUUCGGAAUCGCUCCAGCCCCAGACAUCUUCCAGAUGAAGCUCCAAGGUGCGAUUCAAGGACUGCGUGGCGUCGAAUGUAUCGCCGAUGAUUUGCUGAUCUACGGAACUGGUGACACGUUGCUGGAAGCGCUGGAGGACCACAAUCGCUGCUUGGAGAGUUUGUUGGUUCGUCUCGAGGAAUGCAACGUGAAACUCAACCUGGAGAAGCUGAAGCUGGUCGAGAAGUCGGUGAAAUUCUAUGGACACGUGCUUACCGACAAAGGAAUACAACCAGACGAGAGCAAAAUCGCGGCAAUCAAGAACUUCCCACAACCCACGGACCGAAAGCAACUGCAAAGAUUCAUCGGAAUGGUGAACUACCUCAGUCGUUUCAUACCCAAUCUAAGCGCAAAUUUUACUGUUCUACGACGACUGAUUUUGGAAAAGGAGCCUUGGAUCUGGUCGGAGCGUGAGGAAGAGGAGUUCAAGCGUGUCAAGCAGUUGGUUGCGGACACGCGCACCCUGCAGUACUACAACGUGAACGAGCCGAUCGUAGUCGAGUGUGACGCUAGCUCUUUCGGUUUGGGCGCAGCAAUCUUCCAGAGUCGAUGAGUCAUCGGA